AUGCUGCUCCAAACCACUCUAGUGCUGCUCGCACUACAGGCGAGUAGCGUCGCAUCUGCGCCUUCAGAACGCCGAGAUAUUCCCCUCGCCGACAAAACCUUCGAUUAUGUGGUCGUUGGUGGCGGUACUGCUGGGAUCGUGGUAGCAACGCGACUAGCACAGAAUGACUUCGACGUUGCCUUGAUCGAAGCUGGGGGACAAUACGAGCUUGAGUCCGUGGCCGAGUUUCCUGCAGCUGAUGCGUUAUCGAUGGGAUCAGAUCCUAAUUUCAGAUCACCGGAAGAUUGGGGCUUUGUGACAAGAGAUCAACCUGGCGCUAAUAGGCGGGCGAUUCAUUUCGCCCGAGGGAAAUGUCUUGGGGGAUCGUCAGCGUUGAAUUUCAUGGUCUAUCAACGUCCGACGCGUGAGUCUAUGGAGGCAUGGGCAGAUGUAGUCAAUGACAGCAGUUAUACAUUCGACGAAGUGCUCCCAUUUUACAAGAAGAGCGUCCAGUUCACGCCCCCAAACACCGACUACAGAGCUCAAAAUGCCUCCGCAGACUAUGAUAUCGAUGCCUUCGACUCGGAUGGUGGCCCAUUACAGGUGUCGUAUGCUAACUAUGCCGAGCCUUUCUCGUCAUGGAUGAGCCCCGGUAUGGAAGCUAUCGGCAUUGAUCAAGUUAAGGACUUUAACCUGGGUGAGAUAAUGGGAGCCCAGUAUUGUGCUUCGACCAUCGAUCCAUCCAACGAGCUCCGAAGCAGCUCCGAGGAAUCUUUCCUAUCCAAGAUCAAGCCGAAGUCACUGAGCACCUAUAUAAACACCCUGGCCAAGAAGGUGGUAUUUGAUGAGAACAAGAAAGCAACAGGAGUUCAAGUGAAAGGCUUGCUGGGAAAUACCGUCACCCUUUCGGCAUCGGAAGAGGUUAUCGUCUCGGCUGGUGCCUUCCAGUCACCCCAGCUCCUCAUGGUGUCGGGUAUUGGACCAUCCGAUCAAUUAAGACAACACGGGAUCGACGUUAUAGCUGACCGACAAGGAGUCGGUCAGAACAUGUGGGAUCACCCGUUCUUUGCACCUUCGUACCGAGUGCAGGUGACAACAUUCACCAAGUUCGUUACCGACCUGUUAUACGCGUCUGGGCAAAUUCUGGAAGUAUUACUCUCCAAAAAGGGAGUCAUUACAAAUCCAAUCGCGGAUUUUGUGGCUUUUGAGAAGAUUCCGCGAUUCUUGCGCUCGGCUUUCUCCGAGGAAACGCAGAGUAAACUGACCAAGUUUCCAUCCGACUGGCCUGAAGCAGAGUACAUAUCUGGUGCAGGGUAUAUCGGAAAUGUAUCAAACCUCCCGGCAAUCCAGCCGAGAGAUGGAUACCAAUAUGCCUCAAUUCUCGGUGUUCUGAUUGCACCUAUGUCCCGAGGAAACGUCACUUUGCAGUCUGCAGAUACCUCAGAUCUGCCGGUGAUCAAUCCCAAUUGGCUCGAUGAUCAGGCUGAUCAGGAAGUUGUCGUUGCCAUGUUCAAGCGAAUACGCCAGGCUUUCCAGAGUGAAGCUAUGCAGCCCGUGGUUAUCGGCGAGGAGUACAACCCCGGGCCGCAAGUCCAGUCCGAUGAUCAGAUUCUUCAGUUUAUCAAGGAUAAUAUGAUGACUUUGUGGCAUCCGAGUUGUACCUGCAAGAUGGGAACGUCCGAUGAUGAUAUGGCUGUGGUUGAUUCACAGGCCCGGGUUUAUGGAGUGGAUGGACUGCGCGUAGUUGAUGCUAGCGCCUUUCCUUUUCUUCCUCCUGGUCAUCCUCAGUCGACGGUUUAUAUGCUUGCCGAGAAGAUCGUGGCGGAGAUUAUUCAGGAUUCCUAA
Molecule: messenger RNA, 1824 nt
Organism: Penicillium verrucosum
Lineage: Eukaryota; Fungi; Ascomycota; Eurotiomycetes; Eurotiales; Aspergillaceae
Product: GMC family oxidoreductase
Exons: 5
Coding region: 1-1824 (607 amino acids)
Biological process (GO): secondary metabolite biosynthetic process
Molecular function (GO): flavin adenine dinucleotide binding; oxidoreductase activity, acting on CH-OH group of donors
Source: RefSeq, a predicted model, not a curated record